Molecule: messenger RNA, 996 nt
Organism: Zingiber officinale
Lineage: Eukaryota; Viridiplantae; Streptophyta; Magnoliopsida; Zingiberales; Zingiberaceae
Product: transcription factor bHLH167-like
Exons: 3
Coding region: 105-647 (180 amino acids)
Biological process (GO): regulation of transcription by RNA polymerase II
Cellular component (GO): RNA polymerase II transcription regulator complex
Molecular function (GO): RNA polymerase II transcription regulatory region sequence-specific DNA binding; protein dimerization activity; DNA-binding transcription factor activity, RNA polymerase II-specific
Source: RefSeq, a predicted model, not a curated record
CCUCCUCCUUCCGCAGCUCCAUUCCUCCUCUUCUUCUAUUCGAUCUCCUCCUCCCUUCCUCUCCUCCACUCCCUUCCCGCGGUUGUACCACCGUUCUCGCCCAUAUGAAGAGCAACAGCGCCCGCGAGGGUACUAAGUUGGAGCGGAAGACGUUGGAGAAGAACCGCCGGAUCCUGAUGAAGAACUUGUGCAUGAAGCUCGCUUCCCUCAUCCCCAAACAGCAUUGCGACAGAACAAAGGAUAUGUUGAGCCAACAAGAUCAUUUGGAUCAAGCCACAUCUUAUAUCAAAACUCUUAGAGCAAGGAUUGAGAAGAUGAAGGAGAGGAGGGGCCAAAAGAUGAACAUCCAAGAAUUGGACAUAGAAAUUGACAGUGGGACUACAUCAUCAGAGUUCAAAUUGCCCGUCCUCGAAAUAAGGCACCAGGAUUCCGACUUAGAGGUGGUUCUUGUAAGCGGGCAGGAGAAGAGGUUCAUGUUCCACGAGGUGAUUAGUAUUCUUGAGGAAGAAGGAGCACAAGUUAUCAAUGCCAACUUCUCCAUUGUGGGUAAAAAAAUCUUCUACACAUUGCAUUCCCAGGCAGUGAGCUCUAGACUGGGGCUAGAUGCUUCAAGAAUAACUGAGAGAUUGAACCAACUGAUCAGAUGAGAUCAGCAUUCAUAUGGAGAAAUCACUUUCCUCCAGAAUUAUUUGCCCAUUGAUGUAGCUAGGCAAUAUAGAUAUGAAUCAGUGUUUGAGGAAAAAGAUGAAGAAAAACUAGAGCUUGAUGAGGAAGGGUGACUGUAUAAUAUUAUAAUAUAUAAUAAGUUUGUCACACAACUUCUAUUUUCGUAUCCUAGCAAUGUGUAUGCGAUUCAUCUUGAAGCUAAUCAUGGCUAAUUGCCUAAUGUUAGAUUUCCAAAUAAAUAUAUAUCGUUUUUGAUAUGGAUUAUAACUUGUAUGAGAUAUUCCAAAUAAUCAUUUGACUAAUAUCAUGUUGCAAUUUGUGUGUGUUAAA